Molecule: messenger RNA, 3505 nt
Organism: Chara braunii
Lineage: Eukaryota; Viridiplantae; Streptophyta; Charophyceae; Charales; Characeae
Source: the annotation of a GenBank genome assembly
AGCGAGCGAGCAACGCUACGCCGGAUUUGCUCGGAGGCUCUGAGGAGUAUGCGAGUCCCGCCGUAGAUGCUUCAUCUUCGGUCCAAGUUCUCUUUUGCCUUCGACGAGGGAAGUCUGUGAAGCACAACGAUUGGCUGCUUGUAGCUUCGAGGAACGUUGAUGUCGCCGGAAAAUGUUUUUUCUCUCUUAAGUCCGAAGAGGUUUCUCUGUUCAAUAAGCGCGAGAGGCGGUCGAGAGCUCAACUGCGGACGGUUGGGAUUUGAGGAGCACGGUUUGUCUCUUCAAUAAGCGCGAGAGGCUGUCCAGAGCUCAACUGCGGACAGCGCGAGAGGCUGUCCAGAGCUCAACUGCGGACAGGUGGGAUUUGAGGAGCAUGAAUGAGAAGAUGUUCCUUGAGAGUCUUUCUUUUGGCGAAGGAGGUUCUUCUUUGACGAAGGGAGGUUGUGUUUUCUCUCCUCUUGCAUGGAGAAACCUCCCCUCCCGUGUGGAAAACGGGGCCGUGUUUGCGCCUUUUCGAGGAGCACCGAAGGAGGUUGUUCUUUGACGAAGGGAGGUUGUGUUUUCUCUCUCUUCUCUCUUGCAUGGAGAAACCUCCCUCCCGUGUGGAAAACGGAGCCGUGUUUGCGCCUUUUCGAGGAGCAUGCGGUGCAAGUUUCAUGGAAAGGUGUUUCUUUUGUCGAAGAGAUGUUCUAUUGACGAGGCGGGUGGUGCGCUGCUGUUCUCUUCUCUUUUGCAUUUGAUAAUUCUCCCCUCCCGUGUGGAAGGAAACGGCACCGUGUUUGCGCCUGUCCAACGUGAAGGGGAAUGUAUGACGGGAUGGCGUCCUUUUGACGGGUGUGUGUAGAGUUUCUUUAUUUGACGUUCUGUCCCUGUCAUGGAGUUCCGUCCUUGAGCGGUAGUGUGUAAGAGACACUAGCUCGCGAGUUGUUGACUGUCGUCUUCGACCAAGUAGCAGCAACAUAAAGUCGACCAAGUAGCAGCAACAUAUAGUGACCCAGGUUCAAGCAGAUAGGAUAAUAAAGUGAAGUGACGGAAAGAUGUUGAGGCGAGGGGAUCGUUUUAUGCGUCGGUUCGCUCUGCCCGUUUAUUUGGCUUUUACUACGAUAGCUUGUGAAAUAUUUACCGAACGCAUUUGUGUACGACCGUAUUGGCGGCUACACGUAUACUAGGACGUACGUGUAUUCGAUGUUUGACGAAUGAAAGUGAUUCGUUGAUUGUUGAAGUCAUUCAUUAGAAAGAAAGGCUGCGAUCUCGUCUCUCAGCUGUUUCCGUCGGUUCUUCUCGUUUCCACAUGAUCGUCGGUUCGCGUCGUUUUCACAUGAAGGUCGGUUUGUUGGUGUCCUCGUUAUGUUACGAGUCUUAGCUUUGUUGAGCGGCGGCGGCACAUUCCCAGGUCUUAGUCGUUUUUUUUUUCAUUUUUGCUCUAUAGCGAGUGCGACAUCGUUCAGUGCCUCUCGCUUAAGUAAUCGUUCCUCCCUCCCCUUUGAAUCUACAGUGUGCGCUUUGGGUAGCUACAGAGAGUAGUGUGCGUGUUCGGUAGUUUAUUUAUGUAAGGCUGCUCGCCUCCGCGGCCCAUCUAUGCGUUCAUGUUUCUGUAUCCCUCGAUGGCGUACUGGUCGUGCAGCAUUCGUCUCCAGGUUCUUUCUCGGGGUGUCUCUUGCUUCUUUCCAGGUCUUCCAUCGUGCCUCCCUCUGCGCUGGAGUGAGAGUGCAGUGUUUAUUUAUGAGAGGUGGGUGUUUGCUUUGUCGGGUUCGUCUAUUCUGUUGGGGUAUUCGUAUGGCCUUGUGGGGAGGUGGGAGGGAGGGGGAUGGAGGGGGGCGGAGUCUCUGCUGCCUGCUUCCUCUCUUAUCUUUCUUGACCUGCUUGGUUGUCUGGGGGCAUAGUGGGGGGGGCCCCGCAGUUGAUGCCGCGUGUCCGUUUUCCUCUCCGCGAGCUCUUCGGUUGUGACAGGACUCUGUCGUGAAACUCGUCAUCGGGGACUUCCCAUCGACUGCUGCGCUUUCAUUCGACACGCGCAUUCGCUUUGUUGUUUACUUUCAUCGUGCUUAGGUUCACUUGGUAUCUCAAGAUGGACUAAUGCUGGAUUCUCAGUUUUUUUCGCCGAACCGACGAGGAAUUGAACCCAGCUGCUGUCGCAUACUGGCAGGUAUUCCAGUCCGUGCCCGCCGGAGACUGCUUGGCAGGUAUUCCAGUCCCUACCCGCCGGACGCUUUGCUUCUGGCGCCUUCUGCGUGUUGGAAUGGGUGGUCGCCUGCGGGGAGUUGCAGAGGAAGGACAUUCGGGGCGGGGAAAGAUCGCCUGAAUGAAUAUUGAGUGACGGAGCGAGAAAAAUGCCAGGCGAGGGCGGAGAUUCAUUGAACGGUUGCGUGCAUGAAUAUGGAAGUGUUUGUCAGUGGGAUGGUGUCGAGCUGACGGGAGCGCUUUCUCUCAACGUCUGAUGAGGCAAGGAUGGGGCUGGAGUUGGUCGAGCUCGUGGUAGUGAAUUGAGUGGGAGAAGUUUUACAUCGUUUUUGGAAAUUCGUGUCGUCGGUGACUUGGUGCGUGUAGCGAUUUCCACUGCUUCGGUCUCUCACGGCGAGUGGUCGUUGUAGGUGUGUUGUGCGUGACAUGUGUGGGACAGAUCAUUGCGAUACCAGCCAUGGUUGCCACUGCGAAGGCCGUAUGACCUUAUUAGGCGAGCGUGAGGGGGGGGGGUUGGGGGGGAGACGGAGGAGGCUCGAAAGCGGAGAGGAGGAAGGAGCUGGGAGAGGAUGGAGGGAUUUUUUACCCCGUCACCGGCAUGCAUCCUGGCGGGGUUGCUCUCUGGCUGAUGCCCUCAUUUCCGAACUUUGUAGGAGUAUGGACGUCUGUCAGCCGAGCAGUGGAAGAGGUAUGGAUAUGGGUAGGCGGUGGGAGUGGGAUAGAAAUGGAGAAGGAUCCUAGGAGUUGAAGAAAAUUGACUGGUGUGUGUGGCGUGCAGGGUUUCUGCUCUUGGUAUGGUGCUGUAGAUGUCGUUGAAUCCCUCGUUUGGUUAUCGAGGGCAUGCAAUGCUAGAGCAAGCCGUUGUGUAUACGGAGGGGAGCGCUGUGCGAUCCCGGUUGACGUUAUGACGAAGAAAGAGGGUGUGAGGAUUGACUUGGGCCCGAGAACUGAUGAUGCGGUCGGUGUGGCUGGUCGCUUGUAUUGUUGUUAGUGUUUAAUAAGCCUUAAGAAUAGGAAGGGAGCGCUCGCUUGAGAGUCAUGACUUUGUGUACUGAGAAAGGGAGUGUGUUAAUUCAGGCAGACCGGUGCAGGCAUUGGUAUAGCCGCUGAAGACUACUUGAGGAUGUAAGAAGACUGUUUAUUGUCGGUGACACGUGGCAUUCGAUGAUGAUACGUUUUAGGCGCACGUGCGUGCACAUUAUUUGCACUCUGUCUUGUGUGACAAGAUGAUGAGAUAAGAGGUCUUUUGUGACCCUUUGUCAACCUCGAAGCAUAUCUUUUUAGAUCAUAGCUUCUGUCCAUGAUUCGACCGAGUACGUGAAUG